AUGACCCCACAAGCGCCCGCCGCCGCCGCAGUCGUCUUGGGCUUGCUAAAUCACGUCUAUUUCAAUCGUUGCGAGCCACAGAGCAUCAAUGUCUCCUUUUUGGCCAUUAUCAUACAGCCAGUGGCGCUAACACUUGCCUUCAAUGCCUUUUCCGUAGCCAAGGUGUUGACUACGACGUUCAUAUUCCUCGCAACUCUCGCACUAUCCAUUGGGGUGUAUCAUCUCUCUCCAUGGCAUCCACUAGCACAUAUACCCGGCCCAACCUUGGCCAAGAUCAGCAAGUGGUGGUCCGUACGACUUGUACUCAGCGGAGAUCAACACCGAGUGUUCAAAGCUCUACAUGACCACUAUGGCGAUUUUGUCCGCGUUGGCCCCAAUGAGAUUUCGGUAAUUCAUGUCGACGCAAUCAAGUCGGUGUUUGGCAGGGGAGGCUUUCCCAAGGGUCAAUACUAUGAACCUCGCGUGGACCCUAUUCAUGGUACCCGUAGUCUGCUUACAUCUCGCGGCGACGCCCACGCAAACCGACGGCGCAUAUGGAAUCGUGGAAUGAGCUCUCAAUCACUUCUGGCUUUCGAGCUAAUCUUAGAGAAACACCUCAAGCAAAUGCUAGAACAUUUCGACAAAUUCGCUUCUACAAGAAGCGAGAUUGACAUCGCAGCUUGGUUUAGCUAUCUGAUGUUUGAUUUUAUGGGCGACAUGGCGUUCGAAAUGCUUCGCGAUGGUAAAGACAAUGAAGGGUAUUGGACUUUGAUCAAAGAUGGUGCCAAGACUAUCGCAGUUCUUUCUCAGCUUCCUUGGCUUGCGCCUGCGCUCUACAAAAUACCGAUGCUCACGCGGAACACCAAACGGGCCCAGGCCGAGGUCGAUGCUGUCUACCCCGAUCCAGAUUCCGUCUUUGACUCCUUGAAACACGGAGAAUUGCCCUAUCUGACAGCCUGUUUUAACGAGGCCCUGCGCCUUUACCCUCCUGUCCCCACUGGAGGUCCACGUCAGAUUCCCCCCGGUGCCGCGACAGUUAUCGCCCAGAAAAUGAUUCCAGAGAAUACGCAAGUUUAUGUCCCCGCAUACGCUGUCCACCGCAACCCCCGCCAUUUCUUCCCGGAUCCAGACAAGUUUGAUCCUGAUCGCUGGCUAGGGUCAUCCAACGAAGGGCUCCACCACCGUGCAUUUAUUCCCUUCUCCUAUGGUGCGGCCAAUUGUGUCGGGAAAGGUUUGGCAUGGUGCGAGAUGCGGAUGGUUGCGAGUGCCCUACUGAAGCGGUAUGAACUCCGGUUCGGGGCUGGAAUGGAAGAGAAUGGGAGCUGGGUGGAUACUUUAGACGACGUAUUCGUCACGAGUGUCGGGGGCAAAUUGUUGGCAGGCGUACCUGGGGAUUACAUGAAUCAAAAGACAGUUGUGAGAGAGAUGCCAUGA
Messenger RNA from Mycena indigotica, 1413 nucleotides. RefSeq lists its product as uncharacterized. Gene Ontology annotation, molecular function: heme binding; iron ion binding; monooxygenase activity. Bases 1 to 1413 code for a protein of 470 amino acids. NCBI's taxonomy places the organism in Eukaryota, Fungi, Basidiomycota, Agaricomycetes, Agaricales, Mycenaceae. The transcript has 9 exons. The record is from RefSeq and is a predicted model, not a curated record.